UGGUUAAGAUAUAUCCAGUAAUAGGUUGAUAAUGUGCAAAUCCUGUUGAAUCUGUUUGAAUGUUAAUUCCAGUAUUUUGACCAUUAACAUAAGCUGUUGGCAGUUGGAAAAUUAUUGUAUAUAAUAAUUUUUCUUUUGGUGCAUAUGUUGAGAACUCAAUAGAACAUUCUCUAAUGGAUACUCCUGAAAGCCCUACCCAGUCCCCUCAGUCUCCAGAGGAGGAGGAGGAGGAGGAGAAGGAGAAGGGCCUUUCUGACAGUGAGCUUCUGGAUUCUCCUGAUGAAGAGGGCAGGAUAUUUUCAGACAGUGAGAUAGUCCAUGAAGAGGAGACUGGGGGACUUGAGGAGGAGGAAGAGGUGAUGAAAAGCAGAGGAAGAGGAGCAAAAUUAGAGGAGCAGAGGCAAGAAGACGAUGAGGUUGUCCCUGACUUUGUCUCAGACGCUGAAGAUGAAGAACCUGUAGGCGAAAGAGAAGGGAUGGAACAGAAGGAUGGGACCAUUUUGCUGAUGGAGGGGGAUGAAGAUGUUCCACACAAUGCCCAGUUGGAUGGGCAGAAGGAAGGACAGGAGCCAGAGGAUAGAGUCAUUGACACCCCACAAUCUCCAGACUCAGAGCCAGAACAGUGCAAGAGCUUUAUUGCUGAAGAGGAUGAAGAAGACGGUGAGGAAGGAUACGGUGACUACAGUAAGGACGACUCAGAAGAUCCUGAGACAGUUGGGGUGGAUGAUGAUGAGGAGGAUGAAGACAAAAGCAAGGCAGAGGAGGACGAAAGAAUGAGAGCUGAGGAGAGGAGGAAAGCUGUUGCGGUGAGGGAGUUGAAGGAUGACUCGGCGUCUGUUUCCCGAGAGCUGGAUGAGCAUGAACUGGAUUACGAUGAGGAGGUCCCAGAGGAACCCAGCAUCCCUGCACACGAGGAAGAGGAAGAUGAGGAAGACACAAAAGCAGAGAGAGAAGAGGAGGAGAGUGAGUACAAGAGCAGUAAGAAGAAGGAGAAGAAACCAAUCCUCCCUCCAUCUCCUAAAGACAGUGAAUACAAAAAGACAGGUGACUCUAAAGGGCCUGAGAGGAUGCGUAGAGAUUCCUUUAGAGACAAGAAGAAGGAGGAGGAUGAUGGAGAGAUUGAUGAAGGAGAGAUUGAUGACGAUGACCUGGAGGAGGGGGAGGUCAAAGAUCCCUCAGAUAGGAAGAUCAGACCACGUCCCAUCUGCAGGUUCUUUAUCAAAGGAAAUUGCACUUGGGGUAUGAACUGUAGGUUCAUCCACCCCGGAGUCAAUGACAAAGGUAACUAUUCCCUCAUCAGUAAACCAGACCUCUUCUCACCUAAUGGAGCGCCUCCUGGAGGACCACACCCACUCAUACCCAAUAAUCCCUGGGCUGGACCUGCAGUGGAGGAGCUCCCCCCACCACCUCCUCCAGUGGAGCCUCCUGUGGAGAGUGCCUGGGAGCGAGGUCUAAGACAUGCCAAAGAGGUGCUGAAGAAGGCCACUAUCCGUAAGGAGCAGGAGCCAGACUUUGAGGAGAAGCGUUUCAACGUGACCAUCGGAGAGGACGAGAGAGAGUUUGACAAAGAGAAUGAUUUCUUCAGAGAACGCAGCUACCGCAUCAUCAGAGAUGAAAUGGACUUCAGAGAUCCGAUAUAUGGUGACCCAUAUGCUGAUCCAUACUAUGACUAUGAAAUGGAGGCCCUUUGGCGAGGUGGCCAGUAUGAAAACUUCAGAGUGCAGUACACAGAAGCUCCUCUUCCUUACCCCUACAGUGAGCGAGAACGUGAUCGGGACCCUCGGGAGAGGCAGCGGGACCGAGAGAGGGAAAGAGAUCACCGUGAGAGGGAGCGCCGGCAGAGAGAGAGGGAGAGAGAGCGGGAGCGCGAGAAGGAGAGGAUGCGGCGGAAAGAAGAGUGGGAGAGGGACCGAAUGAAGCGGGAUGAGAAGGAGAGGCCAAGGAUGCGUCCUCCUCGAGACGCCAGGGAGAAGAAAGACGAGGACAAACUAAAACCACGUUCUCCCCUCAGCCUGCCACCUAACAGGCCAAUAGAGCCUCCCUCAAACAAGGAGGUUCUUCCAGUCAUGAGGCGACCAGAUGAAUGGAAAGACCCAUGGCGUCGGUCCAAAUCCCCCAGAAGGCGCCCUGGGCUGGGCUCCCCACCCCGAGGCCGCCGGCGACAUCGGCCCUCAGGCUCCUCCGUCUCUAUGUCAAACUCCUCCAGAUCUUCUUCUCACUCUUCAUCCUACACAGGCUCUGGGUCAUCUCGUUCCCGCAGCCGCUCUUCCUCGUUCAGCUCCUACUCCAGCCACUCCUCCCAGCGCAGCUCCUUCAGUGGUAGCCGCUCUAGGUCUCGAUCAUUCUCCACUUCCCCUUCACCAAGUCCAGCAGCACAGAGGAAUGCGAAGAACAAACCAGAUCCUCCCCCUGUGUUAGCUAAAGGCAUGCUGCUGAAGCCGGGUACAAUGCCCCCUCCUCGCAGGGACAAGCCUACCAUGAAGAAGGCUCCCAGUCCUCCUCCACCUGGUGGACUGCAAGGCAGGCCUUCGAAACCCCUGCCAGAGGGAGGGAAGCCUCCAACCAAUCCCCGGGAGGCUGGCGGUACAGGUGGCGGUGCAGGUGGCGGUGCAGGUGGCGGUGCAGGUGGCGGUGCAGGUGGCGGGGCAGGUGGCGGCGGUGGAGUGGGGAGACCCCUGCCUCCAAGGGAACCUGUAAAACCUCCCAACCCGAGGGAGGACAGGCGGAAAGAACGACAGCAGCAUCCUCCGCGGAGGCGAAGUGGGAGUGUUAGUGGAAGCAGUUAUUCUGGUUCUAGCUCCAGAUCCAGAUCCUCCUCCAACUCCCUCUCUCGCUCACGCUCCGGAUCCAGAAUAUCCAGGAAAUCCAGAUCGCUGAGUGUGAGCAGCGUGUCAUCGGUGUCAUCAGCGUCGUCCAGCAGCAGCUCGGUGCGUAGCGCAGACUCGGAUGACAUGUAUGCUGACCUGGCCAGUCCUGUGUCUUCUGCCAGCUCCCACUCGCCCACACCAAAUCAUCCUCGCAAGGAGCGAGGUCCUGCGCGGGACCGGCCUCCACAUGGCAGAGACAAAAACAGGGAGAGACCAUCAAAGAAAGAUGAACCCUUCAAGGAGGACCGCAGGAAGAUCGACCCAUCUGGUGCCCUACCCAGAGGAGGCAACCCCAUGCCCAGAUCAGGACCUGGUAGCAGGGGAGGCCACCCUGUACAUCCCCCACCUGGCUCCAUGGGCCCUCCAGGAAGCUACGGAGGCUCAGGUUCCCACAAAGACAUCAAACUCACCCUCCUCAAUAAGCAGCAGGGAGAUAAGGGCAACAGAAAGAGGUACCUGCCUUCAGACAAAGACAGGCCAGGUUCCCCCCUCAGCAAGAGAAUGGCCAUGUCUCCAGACAGAGGCCGUGAUAAGAGGUUUCCUGGUCGACCCCCACUCUCCCCUCGGAUGGAACGACCCAGAGGUCAAGGACCCCGACCAAUGCCCCCCCAGGCAGACAGAAAACGUCCUCUGUCACCACCCCCCAAGUCAUCUGGAAAAGGCCCAGCUGCACCAUCGGGCAAGCUAGCCGCCCCGGGCUCCACCUCAGCCGCUGGCUCAGGCUCCAGCUCAGGCUCCAGCAAACCCAGCAACACACUGUCCCGCCGCGAGGAGCUGCUGAAACAGCUGAAGGCUGUGGAGGACGCCAUCGCCCGUAAACGAGCAAAGAUCCCCGCUAAAUAAAACAGAAGCCCCCUGUUCGCCUGUUCGCCUGCCUGCCAGUCUGCCUGCCUGCCUGCCUGCCUGCCUGGCCUUGUGAGCCGGGGCAACAGUGAGGGCCAUGCGAUUGAGCGUUGUUCCCCUGCCUUCAAAGGACAUGUAAAAAUGUUGUAUGGUUCAUGUAUAAAAGCUAUGGCGAAAGUGAAGAGGAAGUGGCCGAGGGGAAAAUUAUCUUCUGCUUUUCUGCACCCAGAGAGGUUUGGCUCUGCUCAAUUCUAGAGUGUAGUUCACUCCCAUAGGCCCGACUGUAGCUCCCCUUUAAAGUCUUUGAAUGUCUUGGCUGCUCAUCAACCAACAACGGGAGUGGGCAUUUGGUGAGAAAGGGACAUUUCAGGACUGGAGUGUACUCUGUGUAGACUUUACAGUACAGAAACAGAAGGGUAGUGAGUGGCACUUGCUCCUUCAGGCAAAAGGAAGCAUUUUCCUCAUCUGGUGUGAUGAAUAACAGAUUUAUACACAUUGAAUCUACUACUUCUGUCUGUUUUUCUCUGCCCCCUUUUGUCUUCUUGUUCUCGCACAUCUUUUCUUAGGUUUCCUCUGUGUGGAGUGGUGUAACUGUUGGGUCAGCUCUGCAGGGUACUGACAACGCUUCUUUGUAUAAAUAUAAAAAAAAAUGAACAUCCGUCUUUGGCCCUUGUAAGCAAUCACGAGCCCAAUCUUUGUUCAGAGGGGACCUGUGUUUAACCAAUGACUCGUCUGCGUUCUGUGUUUUAGGGCAGUGUUUACUGUCACACCUUGUACAAUAGUAGCAAGUCAUCAAAUUAUUUCAAGUGUAUGAUUAUAGACAACAGUGAUGUGAAGUAUUGCUUCUUUUUUUCUUUUUUUAAUCUAAAUCAUUUUUUGUUUUCUUCUUAGCUCUUAAGUGAUAAACCAAUGUUUUAUUUGUGUCACAUUUUUAGUUGGAGUGAGAGUUGGAUUGGGGACAUUUAGAGACGAGAUGUGUCUUGAUUUUGUGACAAAAGACUUCUAAAUAAACUAUUUUGAUAAAGAG
This is a messenger RNA of Cottoperca gobio, 4737 nucleotides long. It is a transcript of the gene zc3h18, whose product is annotated as zinc finger CCCH-type containing 18. The transcript is spliced from 20 exons. Lineage: Eukaryota; Metazoa; Chordata; Actinopteri; Perciformes; Bovichtidae. Gene Ontology annotation, cellular component: precatalytic spliceosome. Gene Ontology annotation, molecular function: RNA binding; metal ion binding. The record is from RefSeq and is a predicted model, not a curated record. Bases 174 to 3710 code for a protein of 1178 amino acids.